AAUUUUUUUGAGAGGGAUGAAAAAGUGCUGUGAGUGAUCCGUGACCCUUUGUUGACUCUCUCUCUUCAAUUUCUCUCUUGAGAUUACAAACCCACAAAAGAGCCCUCUUUAUCAGUAUCAUUUCUUUCUGGUUUCUCCAACAUUUUCCACUACUGUUCUUCUUUCAAGUCUCUUCUCUACUUUAACUCAAAACUCUUAUAAACUUUAACAUAUAUAUAUAUAUAUAUAUCACACACAGACAAACUACUUUGUUGUGACUUGUGGCUCACGAGAUUACCGUGGAAGCUAAAGUUUGAGAAGAUGAGUGCUUCAAGGUUCAUCAAAUGUGUUACGGUUGGAGAUGGAGCUGUUGGGAAGACCUGUAUGCUCAUUUGUUACACCAGUAACAAGUUCCCCACUGACUACAUACCAACAGUUUUUGACAAUUUCAGUGCUAAUGUGGCUGUGGAUGGGAGUAUUGUUAACCUGGGACUUUGGGACACUGCUGGUCAGGAAGACUAUAGCAGGUUGAGGCCACUGAGUUAUAGGGGUGCAGACAUAUUUGUAUUAGCUUUUUCUUUAAUCAGUAGGGCGAGCUACGAAAAUGUCCUCAAGAAGUGGAUGCCGGAACUUCGGAGGUUUGCACCCAAUGUUCCAAUUGUUCUUGUUGGAACAAAGUUAGAUCUUCGUGAAGACAGAGGGUAUCUCGCUGAUCAUAUGGAAUCUAAUGUCAUAACAUCUGCUCAAGGGGAGGAGCUGAGGAAACAAAUAGGUGCAGCGGCUUAUAUAGAGUGCAGCUCUAAGACUCAGCAGAAUGUCAAAGCUGUUUUUGAUACUGCAAUCAAGGUUGUGCUUCAACCUCCGAGGAGGAAGGAAAUGAUGGUGAGGAAGAAAAGACAUAGACGCUCUGGCUGCUCAAUUGUGAGGGGCAUGGUAUGUGGAGGUUGUGUUGCUUAGGAAGUUCCUAACACCAUAGUUGAUCAGAAUCGCCCACUUCUGAUCAUUUUUGCAAGUGCUUUUGGGGUUCAACAAGUGCUGGAUUGUUGACAGUUUGAAUUCACCUAUCUAUAUGGCUAUGCGUGUAUUAUAGCUGCAGCGACAUGGUUUGAUGAUCUAUGGAAUUUUGUUCUACAGACUGACCAGAAGAAGAGCAUAGAAUCGCAUUCAUUUCGUUUUGUGAUUUAUGUUCUUCUUUGUGGUUUGUGAAUGUAAGACUUGCUUACUAUAUAUAUGUUAACUAUCAUCAGAUUCUCUUGUUCUUUUGUAAGCUUAGAGGAAUUAUUCUGAUUCCUCUUGAUUAAGCAAUUCAUGGGUGUAGGCAUUUCGUGUAUAAGAAACUCCAACUUUUUUAA
Molecule: messenger RNA, 1331 nt
Organism: Cornus florida
Lineage: Eukaryota; Viridiplantae; Streptophyta; Magnoliopsida; Cornales; Cornaceae
Product: rac-like GTP-binding protein ARAC7
Exons: 8
Coding region: 301-936 (211 amino acids)
Biological process (GO): cortical cytoskeleton organization; small GTPase-mediated signal transduction; establishment or maintenance of cell polarity
Cellular component (GO): cell cortex; cell projection; cytoplasmic vesicle
Molecular function (GO): GTPase activity; GTP binding; protein kinase binding
Source: RefSeq, a predicted model, not a curated record